This is a messenger RNA of Homarus americanus (American lobster), 9556 nucleotides long. RefSeq names its product diacylglycerol kinase eta-like. The transcript has 29 exons. NCBI's taxonomy places the organism in Eukaryota, Metazoa, Arthropoda, Malacostraca, Decapoda, Nephropidae. Bases 2002 to 6738 code for a protein of 1578 amino acids. Gene Ontology annotation, molecular function: ATP-dependent diacylglycerol kinase activity; protein binding. Gene Ontology annotation, biological process: lipid phosphorylation; intracellular signal transduction; diacylglycerol metabolic process. The record is from RefSeq and is a predicted model, not a curated record.
GGUGUUUGGUGAUAUAGUCUGGGUGUUUGGUGAUAUAGUCUGGGUGUUUGAUGAGGGUGAUAUAGUCUGGGUGUUUGAUGAGGGUGAUAUAGUCUAGGUGUUUGAUGAGGGUGAUAUAGUCUGGGUGUUUGAUGAGGGUGAUAUAGUCUGGGUGUUUGAUGAUGGUGAUAUAGUCUGGGUGUUUGAUGAGGGUGAUAUAGUCUGGGUGUUUGAUAAUAGUUUAUGUCAUAUAUGAUACACUGAGUACUACCAGGACUCACUGAGUACUACACAAGACUUACUAAAUACUGCCAGGAACCACAGAGUACUGCCAGGACACACUGAGUACUACCCAGGAUCUACUAAAUACUGCCAGGACCCACAGAAUACUACUAGAAUAUACUGAGUAAUACCAGGACACACUAUGUACUGCCAGGACCCACUGAGAACUGGCAGGACCCACUGAGAACUGCCAGGACCCACUGAGAACUGCCAGGACCCACUGAGAACUGCCAGGACCCCCAUGUUUAUUCCUACCAAAGUCAGAUAUAUACUGCAUUUUAUUUCAGUGAUGGUUUGGUGUCAUUCACCCAAGGCAUGGAGGACACUUGAAGUUGUUUUUCAAUGCUCCAUCAUUAGAUUUACUCUCCAUACAUUAAAGCAAACAAUUUGGUAAAUUUCUCAUGGAAAAGCAUAAAUGAAUAAGUGUAAAUUCUUCUUGUGUAUUGUCUUUGAAGUGUCACCACCAGUAAACAGUGAUACCUUAGGGUGACUCGAGGGCUACUAGCCAUUGUUAAUGACUAUAAAAACAACCUAACAUGAACGUAAGAAUGGUUACUAUAGGAAAACUUGACAUACAGUAGGUACUGUACUGUGCUGUACUGGUGAUAACUUUUGUGGUAAUUAAGUAUUUAUUCUUUUUUCGUAGAAGAAAAAAAUAUGAUAACAUUUUGGUUUUGGCUGAAAAAAAGUUAGGCUCACAGAGAAGUUAAAAUAUAUGAUCCUCUGUUAAUGUUUACAUGUUCCGUGACUUCUAGUAAAUAACAGUAACUACAGUACUGUAUCUCUAAAUGUCUGAUUUUUAUCAGUAAAGGAGCACUGCCACAUGAUGCUAAACUUGAAUAUUACUGAUACACUGUACUGUACUACGAGUGCUCAGGCCUAUAGUUGAGAGACUCCUUUUCUUCUUUGCAGUUUCUGUGAAAAGUACUGAAGCUAUGUAGUUUACCCAUGAGAACUGUGUCAAGUGCAGUACACUAUUAUAGUACUGUACUGUAGUUUAAGUUUUUUAGAUUUAGUUGGUUGUGCUAUAGUCCAUCAUUAAUGUUAAGCCACCAUAGUAAACAGGAAUUGAAAGCUUGACGUGGUGUGAUACAGUAUUGUCUAUGGAUGUGUAGAAUGAGGUCCAGGUGCCCAACCCACCUUGUCUGGGAUAUAUUCAGCAAUUUUUUUUAUUCAUUUUUUUAACCAGGGCAUAAUUCUUUCUGUUUUUUCACUUUGGAGAGAGACUUCAAAACCUUGCCCGUUCUCCAAAGAUGCUGAUUGCAGGUGCUCACCACACACACAGGUUCAGCUUGUGAGCUGCACAGUGGAAAUCUACCCUUUAAACUGAGCUGUUGGUGAUAUAAACAGCACCACUUCUGGGACUCUUGUUUCCUUCAACUAAGCUAAGCUAUUUUGAUGUGUUUUAGCUUCAUUAUCUUAGUGUAUAAUUACUGUACUUUGACUUAAAUAUAUUGUUUGAAUGGAAAGGGUUGAUUUUUUGGAUAAUUUUUUAUGCAAGAUUUUCAGAACACUGUUUUAAAGUACUGUACCCCUGUACAUUAAUCUGUAAAUUAAUGUGUUUGCAAUAUAGUUUUAGAGUUUACUGUAGAGAGUUUGUAGGUUGUUUGAGGUAAAGAGUACUGUAGGGAUAUACUGAUGGGAGAAAAUAAACUUAAGGACACAUCUGACCCAUGGGAUGGGUAAUGAGCUAAUGUUGACCAGGGUACAUGUGUGUUUACCCAGUCUCUAGGGACACCAAUGAAUUUGUUGUGCCGCCAAGCAAUGGGUCCUUGUAGGUGGAGGCAACAAUGGAUAAAGGUUUCCAUUAAAGAAGGCUUCCUGAUGAAACAGACCUCGUCAUUUCAGCGGUGGCGUAAACGAUAUUUUAAACUCAAGGGACACAAGCUGUACUAUGCAAAAGAUACUAAGAGCGUGAUAUUUGACGAGAUUCACCUGACCGAUUUAAGCGUGGCCGAGUGUAGCACAAAGAACAUUAACCACAGUUUCCAGUGCAUUACCCCUUUCCGAAGUCUGGUACUGGCUGCUGAGACUCGCCGCGAGAUGGAGGAGUGGAUUACAGCUCUGAAGUCGGCCAACACCACCACACAUUACUAUGAGGGAGCAGACCAAGUCCACUCUCUAUUAUCAGGGCAACACAACUGGUAUGCCACCUCCCAUGCGCGACCCACCUACUGUAACGUUUGCCGGGAGGCCCUCUCAGGAGUAACAUCUCAUGGAUUAAGCUGUGAGGUCUGUAAGUUGAAGGCCCAUAAGCGAUGUGCAGCCAAGGCGCUCAAUAACUGUAAGUGGACCACCUUAGCCUCGGUUGGGAAGGACAUCAUUGAAGAUGAAGAAGGGAUCCUGGCAAUGCCUCAUCAGUGGGUGGAAGGGAACUUACCUGUGUCUGCCAAGUGUGCUGUAUGUGAAAAGACUUGUGGUUCUGUUCUCAGGCUGCAGGACUGGCGAUGUUUAUGGUGUCGAGCGAUGGUCCACACUGCAUGUCGACCACUUCACCCCACCCGCUGUCCACUGGGUCCUUGCCGCGUCUCCAUCGUCCCGCCAACCGCACUCACCACAAUAGGGACGGACGAGUCAUGGGAAGCGACCAGACCUCAGGGCUGCUCGCCACUCUUAGUGUUCGUCAACAGCAAGAGUGGUGACAAUCAAGGUGUGAGGUUCCUGCGGCGGUUCAAGCAACUCCUUAACCCGGCACAGGUGUUUGAUUUGAUGAACGGUGGACCAGUACUAGGGCUGCGUCUCUUCAAGUGUUUCAACCCAUUCAGAAUAUUGAUAUGCAGUGGGGAUGGUUCGGUGGGAUGGGUCCUGUCAGAGAUUGACCAACUGCACAUGACAAAUCAGUGCCAGAUUGGUGUGCUGCCACUGGGCACGGGUAAUGAUCUAGCUCGGGUGCUUGGCUGGGGCUCUGCGUGUGACGAUGAUACUCACCUUCCUCACAUAUUGGAGAAGUAUGAGAGGGCGACGACUAAAAUGCUCGAUAGAUGGAGCAUAAUGAGUUACGUGAGUCAUGUAUCGCUGAGUCCUGAACACAAACUGGAGUCGUUUACCUCGCAUUCCCUGCUCUCUCAAGUGGCUGCUUAUGAAGAUUCAGUCGGUGCUCAUCUAGCGACUCUGCUUCAGUCAAACCAACAUUCCGUUGUUAUAUCAUCUGCAAAAGUGUUGUGUGAGACAAUCAAGUCAUUAAUAAUGAAAGUGGGCAGGAGCUGGGGGGAAGGAUCACACACAACUGAGAGUACAGACACACAGGUGAUAGAGGACUCCCUGUCAGCUAAAUGUGCCGUGUUGAAUGAUAAACUGGACCUACUUCUGCGAGCACUACAUGAGGAGAGCAUAGCAUCCGUGUCUUCUGCUAGUUCUGCAACACCCGAAAGUUCAUCAGUUGUAGAUGAGAGUCCAGAAACGAGCGAGGAUCUUGAUACUGUAGAUAAGGGCAGCUUGUGCAAAGAGAAUAAAAAUGCUUCUAAUAUCCAACACAGGAAAAGAACGAAACGGAAAUGCUUCAUAGAGAGGGAUGCCUUGAUGUCCAGAGCUAACAGUCUGAAGAAAGCUGUAAGAGAGAUUAUAGAACACACAGAGAAAGCAGUGGACGACCAAAAUGCCCAAACAGCUACUCGUCUUCCCCCACCAACCAUAACAUUAGAGGCAUCAGAGGACAUGGGAGAGGAGAAAGUUAGGAAACAAAUAAUGUCAUGUUCAGGACUACAGGUCCUCCCCACCAUAGAGGGUUCAUCUGCAGAGGUGUCACCGUGUCCUUCCCCCACUCCUAUGGCGGCCAUACCACCCUUCGUGUCCUCUAUUACCACUAACUUCCCUCUCCCACCUGCUUCUCCUCUCCCAGGUACUUCCUCUUCCCAUGCCAAAUAUUCCAUCUCCAUUCCCAGUCACCAAAUUGACUCAUCCUCAUCUACAUUCCUUCAAAUUCCUGGAACUAUUUCACUUCCUGUUAGUUCCAAUGUGGACGACCCCAGUGAUCAGCUAAGUGUAAAUUACCAAGCCAUUUCACCCCUCCCCGAUAUCCGUAGAGAGAGUCACGGCGAAUUUGAGUUCCCACCUACUUUACCCGUACCCAGGGAGUUUGCAGAUCUCUCGAGGAAGAACAGCAUGCAGGAGAACAGAGAUGCGGCCGGUGAUAGGUGCCCCAUUCCCAUUGAGGACAUUGAAGUUCGUAUACAGUCGUCCACAGACAACCUGGUGGACGUUGGCGAAGAUGAACCGUAUACAUUUGAGGAAAAAUCUAUAACGGAAAUUAGGGAUUCUUUAGCAAAUUCAUUAAAUAACUCCAUUGACAUUGAUGAGGAAUGGGCACAAGCAGAGGAGGAGGAGGCGAACAAAGAAGAUAAUGUGGAUGAAGAAAAAGUUUGCAUAAAGGAGGAAGCAGAGGAGAGUGAAGGUGAAGAAGAUAAAGAGAAAACUGAAACAUUGGACAGUGAUGAAACAGAUGAAACGGUAAAAGAAACACACAAAUAUGAAGCUAAAGAUGAUGAUGAAGAUGAUGAUGGUGUUGCUGAUGACACAACACCUGAGGGUGACACAAGUGUUAUAGAAGACAUUGUCACAGAUGAUAAAGAUGGAGUGAAUUUUGUUAGCAGAUAUGAAUGGGAAGGGUCAUUACCUCACAGAGAAGAGCCUACUGGAGAAGAGUCGCACGAUGAUAUACACACGCCAGAUGUUCCCUUGGCUCAAGAAGAGAUCUCUGAAAGUAUCGAUAAGGAAUUGGAAGUUGAAUUGAUGCCACCACCCUCAGAGCGAAUUGUGGAGGGAGCUGAGGCUGGGACUGAAGAUGAAGAGGAAGAGAAAGGUGAGGACUCUUCGCGGCGCAUCUCUUCAGGCUCGACCCUAAAAAACCAAGGAGGCCGCAUCUCCACUUUGAGCGUGGCCUCCUCCACCUCUGGACGGGACAAGAGCAGAAGUCCUGAGCGUGGAGGGCGAGGGUCAGGCAGCCGAGGGUUAGCUAGGGGUUCUGCAGCUGCUCGAUCAUCUCGCAAACACCUCCCUAUCAUCAAUCCACUUGUCUCACUACCCAUGUGGCCAAAUAUAGCUGCUGGUGCGAGCUCUGGCGGCCUUAUCAGCAAGGUGCUCCUGGCCAAUGCUGACGCUCUCUGUGCUGCUGCCUCGCCCCUCAUGGAUCUUGAUGACUCCUCUUUAGAAGGAUAUGAUGAAAGGUGCACUAUGAACAACUAUUUUGGUAUUGGAAUUGAUGCAAAAAUUACAUUGGACUUUCACAACAAGAGAGAAGAACACCCUGAGAAAUGUCGAUCAAGAACCAAGAACUUCAUGUGGUAUGGUGUUCUAGCUUCAAAGGAGUGGCUGUGUAAGACCUACAAGAACCUGGAUCAACGUGUACAGCUGGAAUGUGACGGAGAACGGAUUCCCUUGCCGUCACUGCAGGGGAUAGUUGUACUUAAUAUUCCCAGUUUCAUGGGAGGCACCAACUUUUGGGGAGGAACCAAAGAGGACGACUGUUUCCUAGCACCAAGUUUUGAUGACAGAAUCCUUGAAGUUGUGGCUGUGUUUGGGUCUGCACAGAUGGCAGCUUCUCGUAUUAUCAACUUACAGCAUCAUCGGAUAGCUCAGUGCUCCAGCAUCAAGAUCACAAUCCUUGGCGAGGCAGGUGAAGAAGGUGUGCCAAUCCAGGUUGAUGGUGAGGCAUGGACCCAGCCGCCAGGAAUAGUUCGUAUUGUUCAUAAAAACAGAGUUCAGAUGCUCUGCAGAAGUCGGGACUUAGAGGUGUCGCUUAAGGCUUGGGAGGAGAAACAGCGCAGUAGUGGAAGCCAGACCGAACAGUUAACUCUACUGGCUGAUGAGGAGUUGCCUGUCCUCGCCUCACUCGCUUCUACAGUUGCAGACAUCAUCAGCUGUGUUCGUAUGGCAGCAGUCAACACCCCUUCUGUGGAGAAUCUGCUUGGAGAAUUAGCCUCGUCGGCCACCACCUGUUUAGAGAAGAUCUGGCGUGAUGGAAGAAUAAUUGAGAGUCCUAAUUUACGAAUGUUAGCUACGGAGUUGGUAAAUAAUGUACGUAAUCUACAUACAGAAGUUUCCAGCAUGCUGAAGGACGAAUCUUUGGAAAUAAACAAAGCAAUGGAGGAAAAUCUUCAAGGACCACUGGCACAUCUUGAUAAUGUAUUGAAAUAUGCGCAUGAGAAAGACAGCGUAAUGCACUUUGUCGCUGAUGAUGAGGGAGACCGGAAAAGGGUCCAUUCAAAAGGGAUAUUUAAACUGAAGCUAAAGAGAGAGGGCCGUCGAGGAGGGUUCGAAAGGGAAGUCAGAGAAUGGGGCCCGGAGGAAGUUGGUGUAUGGCUGGACACCCUUCAGCUGACAGAGUACCAGGAAUCCUUCAUUCGUCAUGACAUACGAGGCUCUGAACUCCUCAACUUAGAGAGAAGAGACCUCAAGGAGUUAGGUAUAACUAAGAUUGGCCACAUAAAGCGUAUCCAGCAGGGCAUCAGGGAAAUUAAAGAGAGUAAGUCCCACGGUUAAAGAUGGAAGAGUGUGUUACCGGUAAGUCAGAUAUGAUCGUCUAGCUGUACAGAAAUAUGUGAUCCAUUUGGAACCUUCGUACAAACAAGAUUGUGUUGAAUUUUAUUUAACAAAAGCAUGAACUUCUCCCUCUCGCUUAAUAUUAAUGAACUUUCACAGUAAAAAAGUAUUAUUACUGAAUGAAGCUCCUGAUACCAUUUUAAUGUAGAGUAUCUAACGUUGUAUGAAGAGAUGCUGCAGAACUCAUGCACUCUUGAUAUGCUUAGCACUUUUAAAUUUGUUCGUAUAAGGAUUCUACUUUGGAAACUAAAUAGUCGAGGAAAUGAGACUUGAAACAUGAUUUUAUUCAGUCUGAAGCAAGUGUGACAGUGGUACAUUACUUUCUGUUGCUCAUAUCUUGUUGAAGCCAGAUUGGAAUUGUCACUUCUUAAUGCCACAAAUUUUAUAAAAGAAUUUUUAAGAUAUGAUUCAAGAUACAGUAUACUGUACUGCACUGUAUCCUAAUAUAGGUCUUCUGUAUCCAAGGGUAAGCUAAAGAAAAAAGGAAGCUAAUAAAAGUGUCUAAUUCAUUAUUACUUUGGAUAUGGCAACUCAGUCUAAUUGUUCUCAACCAGCGCCAUUCAGGUCACGAGGAUGUGGUUCCUACUUGGCCAUUACCUUUGAAUAAUUCUACCAAACUAUAAACCAAUCGACGAACAACCAUGUCUUUAAGACAACCUAGAGUGCAGGUAAUUGGACUAGAGUGUUAUCGGUUUGACAUAAAACUUUUCAUUUCUUUUAAAGAUACUGAGACUUAUGCCAAAUUUUAGCUUUAAUGCUUUGAUCAACAAUUGUCUCUCGAGCUUUUGUUGGGUACUGAAGAGCUCCAUUCUAUUUUUAACCACCAUUAAAGCUCUCUCGUUAUAUUUGUGUGGGUAUUAGUUACACGAGGGGUAAUAAACUAACUCACAAAUGUAAAACAAUCAAGAGUUUAUUGCCAUUACUUUGUCUCUGGUUUGUUGAUAUGAUUUUGGUCGAGUAGGUUUUGAAUGGUGAGGCCUUACGCUUCCUUCAAACAGUGAUCAAGAUGUUUUUAUUGUGUUACUUUGCCAGUUUUUGUGUAUGAUUUAUUUUAUUUUUUAUUUUUGUAUUGGUCUAAUGAUAUUUUUCCAUUACAGGAUUUAUAACAACUCAGUAUUAUAUAAGUACAUGUAUUACUUGUUGUAGGAGGCUGCGUAUGUUUUGUCCUUGAUGGGCAGCCAGACAGAACUGAUUGAUUUAAUACAAGUUCUACUAGUCAGGUAUAACCAGCCGAAACUUCCCUCCUCGGUUUUUAUUGAAGUGACACUUUUUUUAAUAUAUCUUUCUGUUAAUUCCAUUUUAUUCUUGUUACAUUUAAAAAGGGAGUUUGCAAAUAUGACUGUGAAUUUAGUCUCGCUGAAACAUACACAGAAUUUGAUUUAUUUUUUGUUAUUUUUCAUGUUUGUGAUUGUCUACAGAAUGAAUCACAUGGCUUUGGUAUGUUAUUGACAGUGAGAGUGAUGUUAUAGUUCUUAAACAUUCUCUUGUGAAAUAGUCAUCACAUUUGUAUGGGAUGACUGUGUUUUAUAUACUGUAUUGUACUUGAUAGUAUUGAUAUGCUAUAAGCAUUAAAUAAUAAAGCUAGGCUAGUCAUGGUUUUAUAGUACUGUUGCCUUCUCUAUUAUUAUGUGAAGGCUUCAGCCAGUUAUGCAAAUGGAUACUGUCGGCUAUAAAUUUCUUAAUAUGUUUUCUUAUUUUCAGCACUUUUUUAUUUUCCGGUACUACUUGUACUAAUUAAAUGUAUAUCAGAAUAUUAAGUAUGCCUGUUUUAAGGCUCCUUACCCAUUAUCAUGGGUAUUGCUUAAUAAUAUUGAUCAUGUCCUAUAUCUGUAUGUGUGUCACCAUCUUCUCCAGGUGACAACACUGUGCAGAUAUUAUAUUGUGUAGCACUGUCAUAGUGGCCAGUCUCAACCACCAGUUUCCAUAACAUCAUCUUGUCACAUUUUAUAGUUUUAAAUAUUAUAUGGUCAGUAACUGUUAUGUUGCCAGUAACUUAUUAUUGGGUUGUCUUGGAUGUAGUUAACACAUCUCCAUUUUAAUUUUUCAAGAAGAACACUUUUGAAUAGUUGCAAAAUGUUUUCUUGGAAAUGACCAAGGAACAAUUAUUGUGGCUGCCAUUAUGAGAGUAGCUGAUCAGUCCUUAGUUUUUAUAUUCAUUUCACAUAAUACAACAAUUAUUGAGGUGUACUGUAUAUAAUUUAGGUCAGCACAUGAUGCUGAACGGCAGUGCCCUAUACUUGUGAUGUAAUUGUUAGCUUCUCAGACUGUUUCUGUUUCUGGCUGUUUGUUUAAAUCAUAAAAGAGCUGUGCUCUCCUUAUACUACAGUAACUAAAUUUAUGAGCAGUUAUGCUUAUACAUCUUCAAGCACUGUUUAUGAGUAUAUAUAUAUAUAUAUAUAUAUAUAUAUAUAUAUAUAUAUAUAUAUAUAUAUAUAUAUAUAUAUAUAUAUAUAUAUAUAUAUAUAUAUAUAUAUAUAUAUAUAUAUAUAUAUAUAUAUUAUAAAAGCAGUGUUAAGUUUAGUUUUUCUAUUUCUUGGCAUAGGCCUAAGGAGAACCAUACAUGGUAUACUCAUCAAGUCUUCAUGUUCCAACCCAGAAAUGAAUCCUUAACAGUGAGCGGUUGGUUCAUUCCUCCUGUUGCAGCCAUUACAACUGGUGACAGAUUAUCUCAUGUAGCAGUGGGUUUGAUAAGUAUACUGUACUGUAUACUGGUCAUCUUGGCCUACCUCAGCUGUGAAAAAGAUUUUCAAGAUCAGCA